Molecule: messenger RNA, 1776 nt
Organism: Lasiosphaeria miniovina
Lineage: Eukaryota; Fungi; Ascomycota; Sordariomycetes; Sordariales; Lasiosphaeriaceae
Exons: 3
Coding region: 1-1776 (591 amino acids)
Biological process (GO): conjugation with cellular fusion
Cellular component (GO): mating projection tip; cytoplasm
Molecular function (GO): protein-macromolecule adaptor activity; phosphatidylinositol binding; protein binding
Source: RefSeq, a predicted model, not a curated record
AUGCGCGUCUUUAAGGCUUUACGAAGGUCGAUCAAAGGGGAGAAGGAAAACAAGCCGCACAUCAGCAUUGCUCCAAAAUCUGCUGUUGCAAUUGUUCCUCCUAAAAAGGUUAUUCGUGCGCUUUACGACUACGAAGCGCAAACUGCUCAGGAGCUGAGCUUUUCACGGGGCGACUUCUUCCAUGUCAUCGGUCGCGAAAACGACCAGGAUUGGUACGAGGCCUGCAAUCCCGCCCUGCCCGAUGCCCGAGGCCUAGUUCCCGUCGCCUUUUUCCAGGCUCUUGGGAGGACAGAGCGCGACAGUGGCCAGUCCCAGCCGCCAGACAGCGCGCGCUCGAUAGCCGCCAAGCAUCCCGACCACGACUCCGGGUACCACGACGCGACGACGCCCAGCCAGAGGAGCUCCAAGACUGGCAGCAAGUCGGGCGCCAUGGUGUACGGCGUCGUCAUGUACGACUUCCAGGCGGAGAGGGCAGACGAGCUCGAGGCCAAGGCAGGCGAAGCCAUUAUUGUCAUCGCCCAGUCCAACCCCGAGUGGUUUGUUGCAAAGCCGAUUGGAAGACUCGGCGGCCCAGGCUUGAUUCCCGUGUCCUUUGUCGAGAUCCGAGACAUGGCGAGCAACACCCCCGUCGCGAACCCGCAAGAAGCUGUGCGGAGGGCGGGUAUCCCCCGCGUCGAAGAGUGGAAGAAGAUGGCUGCAGACUAUAAGAAUUCGAGCAUCACACUUGGCAAGUUCGAAGCCGCCCAACAGCAACCCAUUGAGCAGGGGAUGGAACGUAUGAGCCUUCAACAGGCGAAUGGCCGCAUGAGCCAGCCGAACGGCGUCAACAUGCAGCAGCCGCAACAACAAUCAGGGUUCAACACACAACGGAACACUGUUCAGCAAAACGCUUACGCAGCCAAGUCGAGCUCGCAGCUCUACGCACCCACUUCCGCUCGGAUACCAAGGUACUGCUUCGCAGAGGAGAAGUACUGGUUUGUUGUCGAAGCCAUACUGGAGGACGGCAGGACAUGGGAAUUGUCCCGGUAUUACGAAGACUUCUACGACUUCCAGAUUGCGCUCCUCACAGAGUUCCCCAUCGAAGCUGGGACAACAGGAGGCAAGCAACGGACGCUCCCUUAUAUGCCCGGUCCCGUUAAUUACGUAACCGAUGCUAUCACGGAAGGCCGACGACACAACCUAGACGCUUAUGUUAAGAAUCUCCUCGCACAGCCCCCAUACAUUUCGAAGUGCAACUUGGUCAAGCAGUUCUUCGCGCCGAGGGAGGGUGACUACGAAAUAGACCCGAAUACAGCCGGCGAUGAUUACCGCUUGUCAGGGGGGUCGCAGCCGUCGUCAACCGACUCGCCUGCCGAUGGGGCGUCGCGCCAAUCGUCGAGACAGAACCUCAACGGCAACGGCAACGGCUAUUCCGGGCUAUCUGCCCCCACGCGGCAGAUGAGCGGGAGUAAUGGCCAGCCGCCCAUGAUUCGUCAGACGUCGUCUCUGUCCCCGCCGUCUCAAACCUCACUCUCGCCGGGCGUCCAACAAACCCCGGCUCAGAUGAAAGUUAAGCUGAACUAUAAUGGCGACAUUGUCGCUAUUAAAGUACCAACCGACAUCCUGUUCCGAGGCCUCUACGACAGAAUUGUGGAGCGCCUCAAGAUCCCGCAGGGCGAGCAGAUCCAGCUGUCCUACAGAGACGAGCCCACUGGCGACAAACCGCCCCUGAUGAGCAACAAUGAUCUCGAUGUCGCAUUACAAAGAAACGAUAAAUUGACGUUGUUUGUCGACUAG